Molecule: messenger RNA, 2005 nt
Organism: Linum trigynum
Lineage: Eukaryota; Viridiplantae; Streptophyta; Magnoliopsida; Malpighiales; Linaceae
Source: the annotation of a GenBank genome assembly
GGAUUCCAAAGAUUGAGUUAAGUGAAAAGAAAAAUCGGAAAAUAGGCGCAUUUCGUAAAACAAAGGAAAAAAUAACACAAUUUGACCUCCAACCCGGUACCUUAUAGCGGUUGACCCGUUUUUCUCACCGGAUUAGAUUCAAAGUGGGUCAACCCACGGGUCGACCCGCGGGUUGAUAACCUUGAUGAUGAUCAAGUGAUCAAGGAACAACUGCAUCGUAGUUGGGCUUUGGAUUUAGGCCAGCUCAUUCGUGUGACGGAGUGAAAGCCUUGGAUAGGAAUUAAACACCGCAGCAGGCUCGUGGGCCGUGGCACAUCCCUAAACAACAGAAAAAAUAAAAAAUGGAAAGAUCGCUGUGGUUAGGUUAGAUUGAGGUAGAACUUAGGAGUUAGAGUAGUUGGGUGGAAGAAGGGGACAAAUUGGUGGAGAAAGAGAAAUGGGAAAAGGGAAAAGCAGCGGGCGGCUUUCCCAGCAGAGUACAUGCUUAUCCGAACCCACCUGCUGUUCCAGGCCUCUAGCAUAAACGACACAAACCGUGCAUGCUUCUGAAGGUAAUCCUUCCCUCUUUCCACCGACAAACUUAGCUUACCCUCCAUCCCCAACACCAGAUCAUCCUCUGCUUCUCUCACCCAACCGCCUCUGCCUCUGCCUCUGCCUCGCCGGCGACAUCAUACUUCUCCGAUCAUCUCUCUAUCUCUGCCUCUGCUCCUCCGUCUCUUCACCUUUCGGCCGCAACAGCUACUUCUCCUACAGAGCUCAUCACAGGUACUCUUUCCCUUCUCAAUGGCCUCAUACUAUAUUCACUUGGUAGUCUACUUGUCUUCUCCUCUGUCAUAUAUGAUUGCUCCUCGAUCCUCUGUCUUAGUCCUUAGAUAAAUUUUGUAAUUGUUGUGAUCAAUUGGUUGGAACGAUUCCCCCGCGCGCGCAAUAGCAAUUCCUUGAGUUAUUGUAUGAUUGAUGGUGAUAGGUUAUGAUAAUAAUGGCGAUACCCUAUUCAUGUCUAUCCAUUCACCUCAAUUCUAACAUUAAAAUAUGACAAUAUGAUAAGGUCCACUCCAUUAUUAUAAUGUGUAUCAGUAUCAUCAUCAGACAUCAAUUGAUCGUCCGCAGAUCAUCGUAGCAAGCAGCAACUAAUUUGGCCAGCAUUGGAUCCAACUAUCCAAGCUAUGGCUCCUGGACCUGUGAAGGUGUACAUCAUAUACUAUUCAUUGCACCGACAUGUGGAGACUAUGGCUCGACAAGUUCAGCUAGGUGCUAACUCCGUCCCAGGCGUCGAAGCAACUCUUUGGCAGAUACCGGAGACACUGAACGACACCAUAUUGCAAAAGAUGAAGGCGCCUCCGAAACCAGAUGACGUGCCAGUAAUCCAAACCCAGCAGCUGCUGGAAGCUGACGGGUUCCUGUUCGGGUUCCCUUCCCGGUUCGGAGUCAUGGCGGCCCAAUGCAAGGCCUUCUUCGACGCUACCACUGAGCUCUGGGCUUCCCAGUCGCUUGCUGGAAAGCCUGCCGGUAUCUUCUGGAGCACUGGCUUCCAUGGCGGAGGACAGGAGCUCACAGCAUGGACGGCGAUCACGCAAUUAGCCCACCACGGGAUGCUGUUUGUGCCGCUGGGGUACACGUUUGGGAGCGGGAUGUUUGAGAUGGAAGAAGUGAAAGGCGGGUCGUCUUACGGGGCCGGGACUUUCGCGGCGGAUGGGAGCCGGCAGCCGACGGAGCUGGAACUGCAGCAGGCGUUUCACCAGGGGAAGUAUGUUGCUGAGAUCACUAGAAAGCUUAGAAGCUGAAUGAUUGAUCAGUGAAACUUUGCAAUGGAUCAGAUAAGAAUCCGCAAAGGGUCUUUCGUGGCCACAACUUGUAUAUAUAUAAACCUACUCUGUCUACUUCUUCACGAAGGGAACAGAGAGUUUACCAGAAGGUAAUUUACAACGCUAACAAACCGAAAUUAAAGCUAUCUACGAAUAAAAGAAUGACACGUAUGUAUAUACAGUAAAAACGGAACAUGAGU